Fusarium proliferatum ET1 is the source of this 765-nucleotide messenger RNA. RefSeq lists its product as uncharacterized. Bases 1 to 765 code for a protein of 254 amino acids. Lineage: Eukaryota; Fungi; Ascomycota; Sordariomycetes; Hypocreales; Nectriaceae. The transcript is spliced from 2 exons. The record is from RefSeq and is a predicted model, not a curated record.
AUGGCCAAGAUCACCGUCACUCUCGACUCCGCGGAUAUCGACCCGCUUGAUACUGGCGCUCGCCGACAGUACAUGAAUGUUUUCUUCGCGAGCACUCCGAUCUCGAUCAGUGUCAUCCAGGAAGCCUACACCAAGGCAAUCGAGCUCCAGAGCAAGCAUCUUGCGGAGCGGGGGCUCCGUGAAGUCAGCACGGUCUACUUUGAGUACUGUGUUGAUAUGACUCAAUGGAACCUCAUCACGAACCUUCUCAUGAUCACCAUGAACAAUCCUUGGCCAUGGACCGUCUCGAUCGAUGAGAGAGUCCUUUCACAGGGCGCCUCCCCUAUUUUCAGGGACUGGUGCCAGUCUCGAGGACUUGAUGGAGAGACUCAAGAGAGCAUCAGCAAUGGCCAACCCCAGGUCACUCCCCGGUCGCAACAAGCUUUCGUCCCUCAAACAUUUGCUGAGGCUCAGCAGAUGGCCCUCGAAGCACGCGAAAGAGCCAACAGGGUCGAACUUGAGGCCUUGCGUUUUGAGCGCAUCGUCAGACAUUGGCCUGUCGACUCAUUGCCCCGCGACACCCACAGUGACCAGCUUCAGACUUCUGGUGCACCAGCCUCGUCAUCUGGUGACCAUAUUCGCGCGGAUAGCCCUCGUGAGCUCCAAGACGCCGCCGCUGAUCUGCUCCCUCCUCUCGACCCAGGUGCAAGUCGUGCUGUCCUCUUGUCUGAUGAGAUGAUGCUCCAGGAUACGGAGGUUUGCAGAGCAAUCCUUCGCAGACUGUAG